This is a messenger RNA of Osmia bicornis bicornis, 366 nucleotides long. Its product is annotated as glycine-rich cell wall structural protein-like. NCBI's taxonomy places the organism in Eukaryota, Metazoa, Arthropoda, Insecta, Hymenoptera, Megachilidae. Bases 1 to 366 code for a protein of 121 amino acids. The transcript is spliced from 3 exons. The record is from RefSeq and is a predicted model, not a curated record.
AUGAAAUUCCUCAUCGUUCUUGCUAUCAUCGCCCUUGUGGCUCCCAUCUACGGUCAGGAAGCCGAAGAAAGGAAGCUCGAGAAAAGAGGCAUCAGUCUUGGAUUGCAUUCUGCAGGCAUAGGAUAUGGAGGAGGUUUAGGACAGGGAGGCGGUUAUUCCUCAUACAGUGUACCGAUAGUUCGUGUUUCCGGCGGAUAUGGUGGUGGAUCUGGUGGUGGAUAUGGUGGUGGAUAUGGUGGUGGAUAUGGUGGACAUGGACUCGGCGGAUCCGGUGGAGGACUCGGUGGAGGACUCGGUGGAGGACUCGGUGGAGGACUCGGUGGAGGACUUUCUGGAGGACUCGGUGGAGGACAAGGUGGCUGGUGA